UCCGCUGGGAGAUCACGUCACCCCGGAUCCAGUUGCACAACGUGGCCCAUAGUACCUGAAGCCACCACCCCGACAUGCCUCCGCCCGGGCGCCAUCUGCACGGAGGACGGCGGGCAGCUGUCCGGUGCUCUGCUGGUCGUUCCGGCGGGACGCGAACACCCGGCCACGGGCGCUCCACGAUCACCGGCGCCGCCCAGGUGGGGGAGGCCCUCACCGCCGCACACCACCGGCAUAUCGACGACGACGGCCUGAGUCAACGCUGCCUUCGCGACCAGUGGUUACCGACAGACGCCGAGCAUAAACGGACGCGGCGGCACAGCUUCCACCUACACCCUUGUUGCCGCCGACGAGGGGCAAGGCCAUCAACGGGUGAGGGUGACCUCACCGACGACGGACGCGGGCAACCGACGAAGAGCUCACCAGCGCCGAAAACGAGCUCGGUCGGCGGC
Geodia barretti is the source of this 449-nucleotide messenger RNA. The record is from the annotation of a GenBank genome assembly. Lineage: Eukaryota; Metazoa; Porifera; Demospongiae; Tetractinellida; Geodiidae.